GGUCAUCGAAAUUUCAAAAUCUGUGUUUCGGAAGCGAUGAAGAAGUUGAAUUUCAUGGGAAAAUAUGCCAAGUAGCACACAACAAUACAAACAACACAGAAACACACAGGAAGCUUAGGCUGAGAGAAAGAGAAAGAGAAAGAGAAAGAGAGAGAAAAAGGGCGUGUUUGGUUGGGUUUACUUUUCCCCCCUUUUCCCCCUUUUUUCUUCCUCUUCUCCUCCUUCCUUCAAUCCAAUCUAAUCCCAAUUCCAAUCCCUCAAUUAACCAAAAUAAAAUCAAGUUUAUCGCCAAACCACCGCCUUCGUGGCCCCUUUUCAUUCAUCGAGCUACCGUUUUGAUUCUUCCCCAGAUUCUUUCUUCAAUUUCGCAUCUUCUUGUUGCCCCCAUCGGUUUUCCCCUUUCUUCCAUCUUUGUUUCUAAGAAAGUUUUUUUUUUUUUUCCGUUGACUUGGUUUCGGGAUUAUUGAAGCAGGGUCAUUCGCAGCUAUGCAGAGCCAACUUGUGUGUAAUGGGUGUAGGAGCAUUUUGCUUUAUCCUAGAGGGGCAACCAAUGUGUGUUGUGCAUUGUGCAACACAAUUACCUCUGUUCCUCCACCUGGAAUGGAGAUGUCUCAACUUGUUUGCGGGGGAUGUAGGACACUGCUAAUGUACACACGUGGAGCUACAAGCGUGAGAUGUUCCUGCUGUCAAACUGUAAACCUUGCACCACCAGCACCCAGUCAAGUCGCCCACGUGCAUUGUGGGAACUGCCGGACAACACUCAUGUAUCCUUACGGAGCUCCUUCUGUCAAAUGUGCACUUUGCCAAUAUGUUACCAAUGUCAAUAUGAACAAUGGAAGGCUUCCAAUCCCAGUCCAUAGACCUAAUGGAACAACCAACUAUGGGACAGUACCCUCUACUUCAACAUCGAUGCCCCAAUCUCAGACCCAGACCGUUGUGAUAGAGAAUCCCAUGACUGUUGAUUCAAAUGGAAAAUUGGUUAGCAAUGUUGUUGUUGGGGUUACAACAGAUAAAAAAUAAUGGAAUCAGAUUUAGAAGCAUAGUGUACAACAAAUUAUCACAGUGCUGUCAUAGGAAGAUGUUUUUUCUUCUUUUUCUUGUGUAUAAUGAUGUUGCAGCCUGCAAUGAUUUCAAUUAAAAUGAAUCUUUUGUCCAAUGCCAGAGUUGGAGGGUAUCAUAUCAUAUAUGCAUGUAUAUGAAUUGAGGAGGACAAGUCGUGUAAAGGGGCAUUAAUAUGUGUGUGAUUGCCAAAUCUAUUGGUUCAUUCAGAUUC
Molecule: messenger RNA, 1273 nt
Organism: Arachis duranensis
Lineage: Eukaryota; Viridiplantae; Streptophyta; Magnoliopsida; Fabales; Fabaceae
Product: protein LSD1
Exons: 7
Coding region: 487-1020 (177 amino acids)
Source: RefSeq, a predicted model, not a curated record